Molecule: messenger RNA, 801 nt
Organism: Penicillium riverlandense
Lineage: Eukaryota; Fungi; Ascomycota; Eurotiomycetes; Eurotiales; Aspergillaceae
Product: alpha/beta hydrolase
Exons: 3
Coding region: 1-801 (266 amino acids)
Source: RefSeq, a predicted model, not a curated record
AUGCCGCAGUCAGACCAUGAGUACCCCGUCGGUAUUCGCAUAAGCGUAAAAGCUCUUGCAGCUUAUGGCUCCCGAGACUUCAUGGCGCCAGUGAUUUUCAUCGUUCCUGGUUUGUGGGAAGGCCCCGCAGCCUUUCAACCGCUCAAGGAAAAGCUCGAGAAUGCCGGCUUAUCUGUUUAUACCACGCGGCUUAUUAGCACUGGCACAACAGCCGCUGACGGCCUCACAGUAAAAGAUGACACCACUGCUAUUUCCCGAGACCUUGCUGCUACCGUCGAGAUGGCUGGGUCGGAUGGUGUUGUUGUCUUCCUGCAUUCUGCAGGUGGUUUUCUUUGUAGUGCGGCUAUGCGAGACCUUACAGCCACCUCAAUGCAUGCUGCUGGCAAGAAGGGUGGGGUCAAACGCAUUAUUUUCAUGUCAUGUGCUUUUGGGUCGGAAGGAUUUGAGACGAAACCAACAUCAACAAUGCAAUUCUUCAACAAUAGCUACUUCACGUGUGUUGACCCUCGAAAUCUUCUUUUCAACGAUAUGGCCGAUUCAGAGGCUACAGAAUGGAUCACUAAGCUGCAGUGCCAGCCAGCUAAGUGGGACGGAGUUACAACAUACUGCGGGUGGCGCGAUGUUCCUAGUCUUUAUAUUAUUCUCGAGAAAGACAAGGGAAUCUUGCCUGAGGUCCAGGAGCAGAUGGCGAAAUUAGCUGUCAGCAAGAUUGUCCGUUUAGAUGCAGGACAUAUGGCCCAGCUGACGAAGACAAACGAAGUUGCCCAAAUUAUUAUAGGGGUCACAACAGAAUUACAGUAG